Punica granatum (pomegranate) is the source of this 1724-nucleotide messenger RNA. The record is from RefSeq and is a predicted model, not a curated record. Lineage: Eukaryota; Viridiplantae; Streptophyta; Magnoliopsida; Myrtales; Lythraceae.
CUCUCAUCUCAUCGCAUUCUUCCGUCGCGGAAAAAUCAGCAGUCAAUUGGGGAGAGUGAGAGAGACAGAGAGCUGACGGUCGGGGAGACCGAUCUGAGCUCAGCUCGACUCGACUCCAUCGUCGACCUCUUCUCCUCUCGGUUGAUUUUGUGUUUGUUAGCUCAGGACUCAGACUUCUCUCCCUCCCACCAUGAACGAGAAGGCAGGCGUCUCCAAGGAGCUCAAUGCGAAGCACAAGAAGAUCUUGGAAGGGCUGCUCAGAUUGCCUGAGAACAGAGAAUGCGCUGACUGCAAAACCAAAGGUCCAAGAUGGGCUAGUGUUAACUUAGGCAUAUUCAUAUGCAUGCAGUGUUCAGGGAUUCACAGAAGCCUUGGUGUUCACAUCUCAAAGGUGAGAUCUGCAACACUCGACACAUGGCUUCCAGAGCAGGUUGCCUUUAUACAAUCCAUGGGGAAUGAGAGGGCUAAUAGCUUCUGGGAAGCAGAGCUGCCUCCAAAUUAUGACAGAGUUGGGAUUGAAAAUUUCAUCCGUGCAAAGUAUGAGGAGAAGAGAUGGGUACCGAGGGAUGGAAAUUCCAGGUCACCUUCCAGAGAUCAUGAGCAAACAGAUCCUGUGGAUCUGCCUAGACCUGAACAAAGAAGUGAACAUGCAUUAGUGAGCAAUUCUGGGAGUUCAUUUGAGCAUAGAACAAAUACUCAUGCUUCUGGUACAAAGGGAACAAGAACUAGAGUACCUGUUUCUCGGAAAGGACCUGAGCAGGCUGUUCCAAAGAAAGAAAGAUCUCAAGCAAGGCAAGAAGCUCCAGAACCUGCUUCGGCUGCACCUCCUCCAAAGACAGAUUAUGCUAUUGACCUUCUCGACAUUCUUUCCAUGGAUGGUCCGACUGAAAAUGGCUCAGACUCUGCUCCUAUUGAUGAUUGGGCAGGUUUUCAGUCUGCUGGAGCUGUAUCAACAUCUGGAAAUGAUGGAUCCAAUCCCCAAAAGCCUGCUGAGGCUAGCCCCAUGACAUCAUCUGGAAUAGAGGAUCUAUUUGAAAACAUGUCUCCUAUAACUCCAGUUACAGAGAAGCCUGAGAAAGAUGUUAAAAACGAUAUAAUGAGCCUUUUUGAGAAGUCCAACAUGGUAUCCCCAUUUUCCAUGCAUCAGCAGCAACUCGCAAUGCUAGCACAGCAGCAGUCUCUCCUAAUGGCUGCUGCAGCCAAAUCUGCUGGUGGAGAUCUAAAAUUUGCCAGCACCUUGCAACAAAAUGGUUCUAAAAGCAUGACCUCGAUGAACUGGCCCAAUGCGAGCUACCACGUGCCAGGAUUGACCCAAGUAGGAGCACAGCCCAUGCUAAAAAAUCAUCUUCAGGCUAUGAAUGUACCCGCGUCAGAUCCACUGGGAAACUCUAUGCCGUACCAAUCCAAUAGCUAUCACACUCCGGCGCAAGCCACCCCAGUUGGAUCAGCUUCUUCACGGACACAGCCAGGGAAAGACUACGACUUCUCCUCACUCACGCAAGGGAUGUUCUCCAAACGCUGACACUCCGACUCAGGCUGCUAGAAUUAUACAUUACGAUGUUAAAGUAUCCAAAAGUUAAGAGGGGAUCAUUAAAUGGAGCUUUCCCUCUGUAAACUAUUCUUAAGAGGUUGAAUGGAUUUGGUCUGUUCUCUUCCUUCUUCGAUGGGUUUGAUUAUUUGUAUGUGAGCUUUUGAAGCAAUAAAAGUUGGGGUUUUAGAUUGAU